Molecule: messenger RNA, 2970 nt
Organism: Salvelinus namaycush (lake trout)
Lineage: Eukaryota; Metazoa; Chordata; Actinopteri; Salmoniformes; Salmonidae
Gene: phc3a
Product: polyhomeotic homolog 3 (Drosophila)
Exons: 12
Cellular component (GO): PRC1 complex; nucleus
Molecular function (GO): zinc ion binding; protein binding
Source: RefSeq, a predicted model, not a curated record
AUGAUGGACAGGCAGAGCCCUGAAAAGACAGAGGGAGGAGGAGAGAGUGAGACCAAUGGGACUGCUGCUACUGUCACUGUCACCUCUAACACCAAAGCAGUUACAACAGUUGCCAACAACAACGUCGCCGCUUCAGUGGUCAUCGCCAUGACGACAACAGACAGCACCACGCCCACAAGCAGUCAGGCCCCACCCACUUCUCUUGGCACCGCCCCUACAGAGAGCCAGGCGGUUCAGGUGAUCCAGCAGGCCAUCCACAGCAGGCCCCAGACCAUGGCAGCUCAGUACCUGCAGCAGAUGUACGCGGCCCAGCAGCAACACAUCAUCCUGCAGACAGCUGCGCUGCAGCAGCAACAGCCUUACAGUAGCAGACAGUCCCCCUCCUUACCCUCUGCUGCCAACAGCACGCACUCUGGUAUCAAGACUACCAAGACUACCAAUGCCUAGUAAGACCACUGCAAUUCUGUCUGUCUCCAGAUCACCCUCCCAGCCUCUCCAGUAACAGGCCAGCUGAUUGGUCAUUCUCAGAGUUCCAGCUCCACCACAGGCACUAUUACCCAGCAGGCCAUGCUCCUGGGGAAUUGCUCUGCUUCCUGUAACCAAGCCCAGAUGUACCUUCGCACCCAGAUGUUGAUUCUGACCCCUGCGGCCACGGUGGCAGCAGUCCAGUCGGACCUGCCUUCUGUCUGCUGCAGCUCCUCUCAACUCUCCACUUCACAGGUCAGCAACCGACACCAGGGGCAAAGGUCAAAGGUACACAGCCUCGCUGUGCAGGCCCAUCUCCCAGGGGCUUUGGCCCCUGCCCAGAGUGUCCUGUUGAAGCCAUUCUCCACCCAGCCCCAGACGCUGGUCUCCUCUCUGCCCAAGAUGUCCAUCUGUCCCCUGAGGUCCAGUCAGCAGUCUGACCCCUCCACAGAAGCCUCUGGAGCUAAGCCUCGGCUGGCUGACAUCACCAGGCUAACAUCAGCAAACCAGCUUAUCGCGCCUGCGUCGUACACUCCUGUCCAGUCCCAUGCUGUGGUCAGGCACCAGCUGCACUGUCCUCCGAGCCAUAAGGGGGCACCCCACCAGCUCAUCAUCCAGCAGACCACAGCAGGAUCCCACCGGCAGCUGCACCCUAUCGCACUGCGCCUCGCACCCCAAGACACUUCCCCCUCUCUCUUCCCUCUUACCCUCCAGCCCCUGGCCACUCCCACCCACACCACCACCACUGUCCAAUCCCAGCCUGGGGAUGGCCUUCCAGUCCUCUCCUCUUCCUGUGAGCUGCCCACCCCACCCCCUCCCCAGCAGACAGUGGUAGUAUCCUCAUCAUUAGCCCCUCCACCUCUUCUGUGUCCCAGCCUGCUCCAGCCCCAGCUCCACCGCCAGCCCAAGCCCCCUACCCUGCGUCUUGGCCCCAUCUCCCAGGCCUCUCUCCCCAGGCUGCUCCAGUCUCCACCGGCCUCCCUCCAGAGGUUGUCCCUGCGCUCAGUCCAGGCCCUGGCAGUGCAGUCCACUGGGGUUCAGGUGUCGGAGGAGAUGCCUGUGGCAGAGGCUCCGGUCCAGAUGCCUUUUCAGAACCAUCACCCCCCCCAAACGUUCCAGAAUCUAUCCCAGACGUUCCAUAAUUUCUCCCCACCCCAGACUGUAGCUGUGGACCUGAAGAUGCUUCCAGCCACCGUACGCACCCAGACCCCAGAGAGUAGAGAGGAGAUGAGAGAGGAGAGGACGACCCCUCCACCCACACUCUCUCCAGCGGCUGGUUCAGACAGACUCUGUAAAGACAUACAGCUCGCCUAUACAGAGAACUGCACAGGCAGGUUGGAUUUCCCCUGCGUCCCUCCGUCCAGCUGCUCCGUUACCCACUCGUCUCAAGACCCCUCCUCUUACACCAGCUGCUCCCCUCCUCCACUCCUGCCCUCGGCCGCGGUAAGAAGCCCCGGCCAAUCCCCCUCAGCCUCAGCCACCCUACCAGGGAGCCCUGAGAGAGCUAGACCUCUCAUCCUCACACACAUCAUAGAGGGGUUCGUCGUCAGAGAGGCCCUGCAGCCGUUCCCUCCGAUGGGCCGUUCCUCUUUGGGGGCGGACCAGCAGGCCACGCUUCCUGAAGCCCGGGAGGUGAGAACCAAUGGGGAUCCAACACCUGAGAUGAGAACCAAUAAGGAUUCAGCUCCAGAAUUGAGAACCAAUGGGGAUCGAGUGUCUGAGAUGAGAACCAAUGGGGAUCGAGUGCCAGAGGAGAGCCUGAUGGAUGCUGAGCAGCCAGACAAUGACUCAGACAUGGAUGAUACCCCCACCCAGGACGAACCUGCUGCUGAGAGCCUGGUAGACGUGCUGCAGUGUGAGUUCUGUGGGAAGAGAGGCUACGUUCACACCUUCCUCCGAUCCAAACGAUUCUGCUCCAUGACCUGUGUCAAGAGGUUCAAUGUGAGCUGUACAAAGCGUCUGAGCGUGUUGAAGGUGGACAAGGCCAGUCGUUGGGGCCACAGGCCGAUGGGCCGUAGAGGACGUCCCUCGGGGAGGGUCAACGGGGGCACCAGAGAACACUUCCUCCUCAGACAGGUGCAGGGGCCGUACGGCUCUGAGGAGACCCAGAGAACAUUGAGGGGAGAAGGGGAAGAGGAGGCUGAGGAUGAGCCCCCUGUCCCUAUGAUCACCAGGCUGCGCCGGCAGGAAGAGAGGGAGAGGGUACAGGAGAGAGAGAGGGAGCAGGGAAGACAGAGGAAAGACACAUUCAUAUCCUCUGGUGAACAGACCACAGGAGGACGAGAAUGUAGUGACAAUCCAACACAGUGGAGCGUGGGUCAAGUCUGCUCCUACAUUAACUCUCUACCAGGUGGGCGGGACAUAUCAGAGGAGUUCCGUUCCCACGAGAUUGACGGCCAAGCCCUCCUAUUGCUGACAGAGGACCACCUGAUGACAGCGAUGAACAUCAAACUAGGACCCGCCCUCAAACUCUGUGCCCACAUCAACUCUCUGAAGGGACCAUGA